AGUUAAUAACCUUUCACCAUGCCCUUUAAAGCCCCCGUGCAAGCCAAGUGCCCUAAAUGUAGUAAAUCAGUCUACGCUGCCGAGGAAAGACUAGCUGGUGGACAUAAAUGGCACAAAGGAUGCUUUAAAUGCGAUCUUUGUAACAAGAUGUUAGACAGUACCAAUGCUGCUGAACAUCAGAAUCAUUUAUACUGUAAGAACUGUCACGGCAGGAAGUUUGGACCUAAAGGUUAUGGCUUUGGAGGUGGAGCUGGAGCUUUAAGUAUGGACACUGGUGAACAGUUCGGUAACAAAGAAGCUGAAAUGAGCAACCGACCAACUGCCGCUACAGGUGCUGGUGGUACUACUUCCGGUCCAGGACCCCACUGUCCCCGUUGUAAAAGAACUGUUUAUGAUGCCGAGAGAGCUAUUGGAUCUGCUACGCCAUGGCAUAAAUCCUGUUUCAACUGUAAUAUGUGUCAUAAAACCAUUGAUUCAACCACUAUGGCUGAAUAUCAGGGAGAACUCUAUUGUAAAAAUUGCUAUGUUAAAAAUUUCGGACCAACUGGUAUUUUAUAAAGCUGAUGUUGAAGUUGGACUCGAUGGUGUGAAUGCACAUGUAGACUAGAACAAUAAGUCUCAACCAUUUUAAUCAUUUUAAUUAAAGGGUACUGUCCUCUAAGUUUUCGCUAAUGGGACGCUCUUAGUGGUAAAUUAGAGGACGUAUACCUUUAAAUUUGACAUAUUUAUUUGUAAAUAAUAUUUUAAUGUUUAACCAGAUGAUCAUAUCACUUGGAAAGUUAUUGCAGAAAAUCUUACGUAAUACACAGAUAUUGUAUUGCACCGAUACAGCCUAAGGGAUAGGUUUGUCUAGAAGUGGUGUCUUUAAGGGUUGAAAAGGGUGGGAAAAUGCGUUUAAACUGUGUUUGAGAGACAUUCUGUGUCCAAAUUUCCAAUUGGUAGCAAUAGAAUUAAGUUAUAUUUCAAACGAUGAAUGAUUCUGUUAAAGCGAACAAUUAAAGUGCUCUGUAUCCCUUUAAAAUUUUGACUGCAUUGUAUACAAAUGUUAACCCAAUCCUAUUUAACCUAUAAGAGUGUAAGAUACGUAGUUUAAACCUACUUUAUUUAUACCAAAAUAAAUCAUUUUAUCACAACUCU
This is a messenger RNA of Lottia gigantea (owl limpet), 1137 nucleotides long. RefSeq lists its product as hypothetical. Bases 19 to 558 code for a protein of 179 amino acids. NCBI's taxonomy places the organism in Eukaryota, Metazoa, Mollusca, Gastropoda, Lottiidae. The record is from RefSeq and is a predicted model, not a curated record. Gene Ontology annotation, molecular function: structural constituent of muscle; actinin binding. Gene Ontology annotation, biological process: sarcomere organization; muscle tissue development. Gene Ontology annotation, cellular component: cytoplasm; nucleus; Z disc. The transcript has 5 exons.